Molecule: messenger RNA, 1199 nt
Organism: Peromyscus eremicus (cactus mouse)
Lineage: Eukaryota; Metazoa; Chordata; Mammalia; Rodentia; Cricetidae
Gene: Inmt
Product: indolethylamine N-methyltransferase
Exons: 3
Coding region: 213-992 (259 amino acids)
Cellular component (GO): cytosol
Molecular function (GO): amine N-methyltransferase activity; N-methyltransferase activity; thioether S-methyltransferase activity
Source: RefSeq, a predicted model, not a curated record
CUCGGGGCACUCUAGCAUUCUCAUGCUUCAUCGCAAAGAUCAAAUCCAGCCAGGAAUCUGACACCACCAGCUCUCUGAUGUCAUCUGCAGGAACCCUAGCUCCACCCUGAGAAGGGAGGUCUACCAAAAGAGAUUAUAAAAGGUGUAGUGGGAGGGAAGGAGCACUCUGCAGGGGUAAGAGGAGUGCAGACAGCUCUGACAGGCUGACCAGAAUGGAGGGCAAAAUAUACAAGGACUAUGAAAAAGAAUUCAGUCCCCGAGACUACCUGGACACCUUCUACAACUUCCACUCGGGCCCGGUGGCAGAGCGGGAAAUCGUGAAGUUCAGCCUGCAGAACCUUUACCAGACCUUCUCUGCGGGAGGUUUAAGGGGCGACGUCCUGAUUGACGUCGGCUCUGGCCCCACCAUCUACCAGCUGCUUGCAGCAUGCGAGGCCUUCCGGGAGAUCAUCGUCACUGACUACACUCCGCAGAACCUGCAGGAGCUGCAGAAAUGGCUGAAGAAGGAGCCAGGGGCCUAUGACUGGUCCUCCAUAGUGCAGCAUGCGUGUGAGCUGGAGGGGGACAGAAGCAAGUGGCAGGAGAAGGAGGCCAAGCUCCGAAGGACAGUCACUCGUGUACUGAGGUGUGAUGUGACCAAGACACCCCCACUGGGGUCAGCUCAAGUGCCGCUGGCUGACUGUGUGCUGACCUUUCUGGCCAUGGAGUGCGCCUGUCUUGACGUGGAUACCUACCGGGCAGCCCUGCGCCGACUGGCUGACCUGCUGAAGCCAGGGGGCCACCUGGUUACCAUGGUUACUCUGGGGUUCCAGAGCUACAUGGUAGGCCCCAAGAAGUUCCCUGGGGUUUACCUGGAGAGGGAGACGGUCGAGAAGGCUGUUCAAGAUGCAGGUUGCCAGGUGCUGAAAUGCAACUGCACCCCCCUCAAAUACUCAGAGGCCUUAUGUGAGGGUCUCUGCUUUGUAGUUGCCCGCAAGAGCCCCAGUGCCUGAGGCCACUGGCAGAGAAGAGCCUUCCCUGGGGAAGUUAGAGCUGGCAUUCAUACAGUGUUGCUCCAUGCCUUCCUAACACUGAUCACGCCGCUUCUAUCUAUUACCUGGUCACAAGGUCACAAGGAAAAAACCCAAGGGUCUCUAUUUUCAGCCCCAACAUCCUUUCCCCUUGUUCCUUUUCUUCCAAGUAAAGCUCAUUAAAAUAAA